AUAGUUUUGAUACAACAGGUUAGAAUAGGGAAUCGCUGCAGAUGUGCCUAGUUUUCAAGAAGUAGGCCACUGCUGCAGGGGUUUUUGAGGUGCUAUAGUGUAAAGUUUAAUACAUAGGCACAUAAUAAUUGAAUUACAGAGGCUUAGUAUGAAAUAAUUCACAGCAUAAAAUGGAACCUUUUAAACCUUUUAAAAAAAAUAAUGAGAAAGGAUGUGCAGUGGACGCUGAAAAUGAUGCUAUGAAACUCGUUGCACACGAAUGUUAUUUUUAUUAAAGUUAUAAAAUGACCUUAUUAACUGAAAUAAAAGUAUGGCAGCAACGUGACGAAAGGAUGAUAUUAUUUUGGUCCACGGGAUCGAUCUGGUGUAGUCGAGUGGAAAAAUGGAUAUUGAUUUGGCAGCUUGGAUCUGUGUAAAGAAGAUUGACAUAUACAGCAAUAAUUACAAAAGUAAAAUGUACGUCCUUCCACAACUUUCUCGAUUGUAUCCUCCAAGGUAUUUGAUGAUGUAGCACAACGACGACAAAACGUCUGUGAAAUGCUGACCUUACUGUUUAUGCUAUGGUCCCUGAUACGAAACAUAACCAAAUCGGUGACUGGUAGGGUUACACCUCCCAAUAGUUUGACCCCAGAAGAAGGUGGAGUGAGUGGGAACAGUCUUGGAGAUCAGUCCGACUCGAUACUCAAGAUGGGACAGAAUGAGAAAAGAAUUGGAAUGUAUAAUGGUAUUUAUUCGGUAGUUAAAGAGAAACGAAAGAAAUCAGCAAGCCAAGCUCAAGAAGAAAAUGAUGACAGUAAAGAGAUUGAGGAGAUAUCGCAAUCGUAUACCCCUUCCCCAGAGCCAACAUAUUCUCCAACCCCCAGUCCGGAACUAGGAGAAUUUUUAAAAGGGACUCCGAUGCGAUACCCGAACACGAAAUCGACUCCACGGAUUCUACCCGAACGUCACUCGCUUCCAGCGAUAGCAGAAGAUACUCCGAAUCGAAAAGAAGAAGGUCUUCAGCUCGAUCCGCACAAGUUAGAAGGUUCAUUAGGAGGGCUCCUUUGAGCUAUGACAGAAGACGGACUACUGGAAGGUU
This is a messenger RNA of Ceutorhynchus assimilis (cabbage seed weevil), 1078 nucleotides long. NCBI's taxonomy places the organism in Eukaryota, Metazoa, Arthropoda, Insecta, Coleoptera, Curculionidae. The record is from the annotation of a GenBank genome assembly.